GCAUGAGCGCCGUCUCUGACAAUUACUCCGAGGCUGAGGUGGUCACCAGUCAGAUCAGUCAGUCGCAUAGCACCACCUCGGACAGUCAGAGGCGACGGACGAUAGCGUUGGCGCCAUGCCCAACAGCAGCAGCAGCAGCCACGCCCACGCCCAGCGAGUAGCGCAUGGUGCAAUAGCUAAUGGUCACUGCAGCUCCGCCUCAGCAUCCGCGCCAGCAUCCAACUCAAGCUCACCCAGAACGCAGCCAACGCCGCCGCCGCCACCGCCGCAGCGCCGCCAGCGCGUAGUGAUCAGCCAAGAGCCCGCCCGGCCGCAGCUUAAGACGUCCGUCACGCAUACGGAAACGGCGCGCAUUAUGCGCAGCAGCGAACGUGCCACACCCACCAGCUCACCGGCAAGGCAGCUCCAGGCGGCGGCGGCCUGUCAUUGCCGCUGUGCGCCCGAGGAUUUUGCGCAGACGCAGCUGGCGCCGGAUAAAAUGGAGCAGCAGACCUGCAAGCUGCUCGAGUCGCCCAAGCAGCGUGCCACGCCCACAGUGACGCCCACCAAGCAGCAGCGGCAGCAGCAGCAGCAAGAACAGCAGCAGAAGUGCCAGGAGGAUGAGCAGCUGUCGCUCAUGUUGAUAGGCCUGGCGCAGUUUGUGCCGGCGGCAAAGCUGCUGCAAGCCACGCCCAGCAUAGCCGUAGUGCCGCCCACGCCGGACUCAGUGCUCACCAAGACGACAACACAUGUGUGGGACAACAGCAGCGGCGUCGGCGGCGGCGGCGGUGCUGGUGGCAGCGAUCACGUAACCACCGCCACGACAGCGACCACGACAGCGAAGCAGCCGCGUCAAGCGAUUAUUGAGAAUAUACCGGAAGACUCGUGCGAUGAGUCGCCGCUGGAAGAGGAGCCACCGUACAGACCGAUGAGCAGUGCGCUGCGUCGCUUUGGCACCAUGUCCAGCCUGGAGAAGCUGCCCUCAGAUGAGCUGGAGGAUGAGCUGGAUGCCUAUGCACAAAACGGACUCAAUGAGCAGGCGGAGGCUUCGCAUCAGGAUGCAACUGCUGUGCAGCAGCAGCAGCAGCAGCAGCAGGAUGAUGAUGACAAUGCCGAGCGGGAGCAUGAGGAUCUGGAGCAGGAGCAGCUGCUGCCAAGCUGUUCCAGCGGCCAAGGCGACGUGCUGGCCAGCGGCGCUUGGACGAAUCGUGCGGGCGCAUUCGUGAGCGAUAAGAUGAGUUUCUUUGAGGAAUCUCGCGCCUUCAUCGACAAGUACUUGGGCCGCUGGAAUGCCAACGAGCAGUCCCAGCAGCAGGGCAAUCAAACAGCCUCGGAGACGGAUGAGCAGCUGGAUGAGUGCACCUCAGGUGCCACCAGCGGCGAGGAAGUCUGGGGCACGCCCACCAGCGGCGGCGACAACGAUGACAUGCAGCUGAUGAAUUCGGAGAAUACGCACUCGUCACCCACUAAGUCGAGCACCUCUUUGAACGAUGACGAUGACACCGAGCUAAUGAUGGAUGAGCUACUGAUGGCGCCACCUAUGACAGCAAGCACCAUACGCGGACUGUUGCCACGUUUUUACAGACGCCGUCUUGAGCCCCUGUUCGAGGAGGAAACCGAAAGCGACGAAGAGAAGACCCAACAGGACAGCGAUGACAUCAAAAAGGUGGGGGGAAGCAACGACAAAUGGCCACUACCUAGAGGAUUCGGCUGGAAGUUCAAGCGACGAGUCCUCGACGAGGCCAACGCCGCUGCCGAGCUGCCGACCCAGUCUGGUGCGUCCGCUCGGCAAGCCCAUGCUGCUGCCCACUACAGCCAUUACGAGUGUGAUGCCAAUGCCAACAGCACCAUUAGCACCACCACUAGCACCACUGCCAGUGGCCUUAUCCUGCGAGUAUCUACUCGAACAGCGGCCGUCUGCAGCCGCAGUCGCAGUCAGCGCAGCAGAAGCGACAGCGAUGACGACAACGAUGACGCUGACGACGACGACGACGAC
Molecule: messenger RNA, 1975 nt
Organism: Drosophila busckii
Lineage: Eukaryota; Metazoa; Arthropoda; Insecta; Diptera; Drosophilidae
Exons: 6
Biological process (GO): signal transduction
Cellular component (GO): nucleus; plasma membrane
Source: RefSeq, a predicted model, not a curated record